Chiloscyllium plagiosum (whitespotted bambooshark) is the source of this 552-nucleotide messenger RNA. Lineage: Eukaryota; Metazoa; Chordata; Chondrichthyes; Orectolobiformes; Hemiscylliidae. The record is from RefSeq and is a predicted model, not a curated record.
AUUGUGCUUUGAGCUGUAAUUUUGACCUUGACCUGUGCAGUUGGACACAAUCUAAGACAGAUGAUUUGGACUGGAAGCGCAUCAGUGGAUCAACACCAUCAGCUCUUACAGGGCCUUCUUAUGAUCACACCAGUGCAGGUGGUUACUACAUCUAUAUUGAAGGCAAUGAAGGCAACGAAGGAGACAAAGCCCAACUGGUCAGUGCUCUGUGUGAUAAGACAGGGGAUAGGUGCUUGCGGUUCUGGUAUCACAUGUAUGGAGUGGCCCAGAGCAUGGCUUUGAAUGUUUACCAGCUUGAAGUUGGGCUUCCCCCAAUACUGAUGUGGUCAGACAGAGGAAAUAAGGGAAACCAGUGGAUCGCAGCAGCAGUGGACCUACACCUGUCUGGAAAAUCUCAGAUUCUCAUUGAAGCAGUCCGGGGCAAUGACUAUCGUAGUGAUGUCGCUGUAGAUGACAUUUCCUUCCAUUCUGGAUGUUGCGGAGACAAUUGUGACAUAACAAGCACAGUGAGCACUCCAACUCCAGCCAGUACCAUGCCUCCUGUCACAACAG